AAACUCAUAGGUUAGAAUUAGAUCAUUAAAAAAGAAAAAGUUCAUUAAGAAUUACUGUUUAGUGUAAUAUGUAAACAAGAUUCUUAUAAGUUUCGGUAAUAAGGGUGCUUCUUAGCAAGAAAUGUAAUUUCGUAUUGGACCGAAAAACUAUACUCUCAGUAUGCCGACCUUCCUGACACCAGGUAGGCAUGGCUACAAUGUGCGGUUCUCUCGUAGAAGGCCCGACUCCAUUGCGGUGGCUACUAGUCAGUACUACGGGUUAGCUGGUGGUGGAACAUUGUUCUUCCUUGAACUGGCACCAGACGGUACUACAUUAUUAGAAGUACAGAAACUGGAGUGGAGUGAUGGACUCUUUGAUGUGGCGUGGUCCGGUAGCAGUGACGGUGUGGCGGCAUGCGGCGCGGGUGAUGGUACUGUAGUGAUCUGGCGAGGGGGUUGUGCGGCCGCGUUACGAGUGCUGAGGGGACAUCGCAGUGAGGUGUGCUCUGUUGAGUGGCCGCGUUCCCAUAUUCUUAGUGCUAGUUGGGAUACUACUGUUAAACUGUGGGAUCCGGAGUCGGAGGCGUGUAUCAGCACAUUCGCGGGUCACUCUCAGCUGGUGUACACGGCGGCGUUCUCCCCGCACUCGGCGGCUACAUUCGCCUCGGUGUCGGGCGACGGACACCUCAAGAUCUGGACGUGUAUGGAGCCUGUGCGACCUGCUGCUGUUGUUAAGGCGCAUGACGCUGAGGUAUUAUCUUGUGAUUGGAGUAGAACAGAGAGCCAUGCGCUGGUGACGGCGGGUUCCGAUGGCUUAGUGAGAGGCUGGGAUUUAAGACGACUGACCACACCGAUGUUUACUCUCAAAGGUUGCGAGUGCGCAGUGCGAAGGGUUCAGUUUUCUCCGCACACGCCAUCAGUGAUAGCGGCCGUGUCUUACGACUUUACCACCAGGAUAUGGGACUUGAAGCGCGGUUGUGAGCCUUUAGAGACGAUCCGUCAUCACUCUGAGUUCACAUACGGGUUGGACUGGAACUCGCUGCGGCCGCACCAGCUCGCAGACUGCGGCUGGGACUCGCUCGUGCACGUCUUCACACCGCGAUCGCUCGCUGCGCUCUGAACACGAACUAGUGCAUAUAUUCUGCGAAAUUGGUUGUAGUGUUUAUUGUAAUAUAAGAAGGCUGUGCCGCUCAUUGAGUGCCAAAUGAGACGAAUUAUUCGGAAUAAUGACGCUUAUCACCAUCAUCAUAGAGGUCAGUAUCGUGCGCAGGAGCGUCCGAUACAAAACAGGGAUUAUUUAAAAUAUAUGAAGGAUUCGCUAAAAUGUAUAAACUUGUAUUCGUAUAAAUUAAGUUU
This is a messenger RNA of Papilio machaon (common yellow swallowtail), 1335 nucleotides long. It is a transcript of the gene Pex7, whose product is annotated as peroxisomal targeting signal 2 receptor. The coding region runs from base 161 to 1099 and encodes 312 amino acids. Lineage: Eukaryota; Metazoa; Arthropoda; Insecta; Lepidoptera; Papilionidae. The record is from RefSeq and is a predicted model, not a curated record. The transcript has 8 exons. Gene Ontology annotation, biological process: protein import into peroxisome matrix. Gene Ontology annotation, cellular component: cytosol; peroxisomal matrix. Gene Ontology annotation, molecular function: protein binding.